AUGGCCUCAAAACAGAUUGGCCCUGUUACCAGGGCCUGGUACAAGUGGAAAGCUCUCCGCCUACCAUGGCGCAAGCGUUUCCUCAUGGGUUUUGAUCUCCAAGGGAAUACAUACUGGGAGUUUCGACUUACGCGCGGCGCCGAGAGCCGCGAGCGCUGGCGGCGAAUUGUCCAAUAUCCAGGAUCAACCCAUCUUUCAUCUGUAAAGGUCAGCCCUAUGUGGCAUCAAUGGCUACGACACACACGAGAGGAGCCCCCGACAAUUGAAGAACAGCAAGGCGAUGUAGUGCGUCAGGCAAGAAUGAAGACACUUGCUGCUGAGGCAGAUGCUCGUUGGGAAGCCAAGCCGCGGGUUAUGGAAGCACCACAGGCUGCCCCAGCACCUUUGCUGCAAUCAGCAAAUGCCGGCUCCUUGGGACAGGACAGCAAGGGUGUCCAGGCUGAUACAAGCGCGAAAAAGAUCAAAGAUAAGGCUGAAAAGAAGGAUGACCCUUGGGCGAAGGCAAAGGCAAAGGCACCAGGCGAGACAUGGCAGCCGUCUGCUUGGACUCCUCCGGCAGCUAAGAAGCGUUGA
Fusarium venenatum is the source of this 573-nucleotide messenger RNA. NCBI's taxonomy places the organism in Eukaryota, Fungi, Ascomycota, Sordariomycetes, Hypocreales, Nectriaceae. The record is from RefSeq and is a predicted model, not a curated record.